UCUCUCUCUCUCUCUCUCUCAACCGUAAUAUCAAAGACUAAUAUAUUUACGGUACAUCUUUCUCUGGGCUCUGAAGAGGACAUUGUUUGCUCUUGGUGUGCGCUCCAAGUUGGGGUUCAAGGGAGAGGAUGUCCACGAAUGAAGAUGGGUAUUUUGAGUACAUGACUGCGGAUGAGGAUGAUGAUGUGGGCAUCAUCACUGAUCAAGUUGAGAAUGAGUAUGAAUUGCUCACUAGAGUAACUGAUACAUCCUCUGAGCAAGCAAGAAGAGGGAAAGAUAUACAAGGGAUUCCAUGGGAUAGAUUGCAUAUCACGAGGGAAAACUAUAGGAGAGCAAGGUUGGAGCAGUACAAUAACUAUGACAAUGUUCAUUCAUCUGGCGACCAGAUAGAUGAGGAAUGGAAGCAAAUGGAGAAGGGUGGUAACUAUUAUGAGUUUCGGUAUAACUCGAGAUUGGCCAAGCCCACUAUUCUCCAUUCACAGAUGAGGAACUUGGUUUGGGCAACUUCGAAACAUGAUGUCUACUUUACAUCAAAUACUUUUGUUAUGCACUGGUCAUCAAUAUCUUGCGAGUUGUCAGAGGCUCUCAACUUUUCCAGACUUGUGGCUCCUUUGGAGAGGCAUCCUGGGAAUCUAAUUGAAGGAAUUUCACGAACUCAAAUUAGUACUCUUGCAGUCAAAGACAAUUUACUGGUUGCUGGAGGUUUUCAAGGAGAACUAACUUGUAAGCAUAUGGAUCGUGCCGGUGUUAGCUUCUGCACAAGGACUGACAAUGCUAUCACAAAUUCUAUUGACAUAUACAGAAAUGUGAGUGGCAGUGUUCGAUUUAUGUCAUCCAACAAUGAUGGUGGUGUUCGUGAGAUUGAUGUGGAGAGGUUUCAGCUCUUAAACCAUUUUCGUUUCCCGUGGCCGAUCAAUCAUACAUCAACAAGCCCAGACGGAAAGCUAUUUAUUGUUGUGGGAGAUGACCGUGAUGGAUUAUUGGUGGAUUCACGGAAUGGAAAGGUCGUGACCUCAUUGGUGGGUCACUUAGAUUACUCAUUUGCUUCAGCUUGGCAUCCAGACAGCCGCACGUUUUCAACAGGAAAUCAGGACAAAACAUGUCGCGUGUGGGACAUCAGAAACCUCUCAUCCUCAACCACAGUUCUGAGGGGAAAUCUCGGUGCAGUGCGGUCCAUACGCUACUCCUCUGAUGGGCGGUUCAUGGUGGUUGCUGAACCUGCUGAUUUUGUUCACAUAUACGACACCAAAGCUGGUUACAAAAUGAGGCAGGAGCUAGAUUUCUUCGGAGAGAUCUCUGGGGUUUCUUUAAGUCCUGAUGAUGAAUCCAUGUUUGUAGGUGUAUGGGAUAGAGUAUACGCCAGCAUGCUGCACUAUAGCAAAAAACAUGCAUAUAAUUAUCUUGAUUCCUUUAUCUGAUGGUUUUUCUGGGCAUUGACACUUAGCAGUGGAGAAUGGACCGCAGGAAGCUGAGGUUUUUGUCUGCUCAGAAGAAAAGGUAUAAUGAAACAGCGUCUUCAAGGAAUGUACAUGCGUAGGAAUGAAAUAAUAUGAUAGUAGAAGCAAGCAUUCAGAAACUCAGUAAGGGAAAUGUUGAUGAAAUUUUUUUGUUUCUUGCUGCUAAGAACCCUCUUACAAAAGUACAUUAUAUCAAUCAAAUGCAAAUUUUGUUUUAGAAUCAA
Molecule: messenger RNA, 1681 nt
Organism: Asparagus officinalis (garden asparagus)
Lineage: Eukaryota; Viridiplantae; Streptophyta; Magnoliopsida; Asparagales; Asparagaceae
Exons: 10
Coding region: 129-1418 (429 amino acids)
Molecular function (GO): protein binding
Source: RefSeq, a predicted model, not a curated record